AUGGCCAAGUGGGCGAAUCGGAUGCACUGGUCAAUAUGUAAGUGGCAUACAAUUGGUUAACUUCUGUAUAUACUGGUUUAAUUAGGCUUUAAUGAUAGUGAUUGUGUUUAAUUCCUUUCUUACUCUGUUUUUAUCGUCAUUGACAUUCGGACUGAGUUUCAGAGUUCCUCUGUUGUUCUUGAGCGUGGUGCACUUGAUCUACCUCAUAAAAACAUGCAUAGUUCAUCACAAAAUGUAAAAAUACUAAGUAAAAUAAGAAGAGCUAAAACUGAUUUUGAUUGCUGUUUCGAAUUGACAUGGAAUAUUGGUCUAAUCUCAUAUUACGUAAUCGAUAGUCAUAAAUUAUAGAGUUGUUUGAUUUACUUUGUUGAAUACCAGAGCUUUUAAAUACAAUACUUAGGAAUGCUGUUAUGUUUUUACAAUGCAAUUUGGAUGUUUUAUAGUGGAGUGCAAUUGCAUAAGAGGAAAUCCGAGAAACUUUAAUAUAAUUUGGUACCUAAAAUAGAAUAAAUGUAGUUGGGUGUUUUCGCCAAGUUGUGUUUUAUAACAUAGUUAACCUUUAUCAACCUCAAACUAAUCGAUUGGUUGUCCAUUCAUUGGCUAUAUGCCUUUGUAAUAAUCUGGUUGUUCCUAUUGAUAGCGAUAUUUUUGGAAUUGAUAUCUCUAUUUAAUUUGUCUGCUCAACUGAGUAAAUAUUUCAACAGCAGCAAUGUGGAAGUGAAGGUGUAGAUGGGAACCAAAAUAGUGGGUUUAGUUUGGAUCUCGAUGUUUUUCUUUAGUUUCGCUGGGAUACCAACUUACACGAUGAUAAAUUUGUGUUUGUAUUUGUAAAAUGAAGACGGAAGAAAAAACUAUUUACUGGCAAUAAUUGUAAUUGCGUUUUACACGGUUGUUUAUAUGGUGUACACUAUAUAUCACAAAGAAUUGCUGACAUUAUUCAUAUUGAAUUUGCAUUACUUCGUUCGCAUAAACGAGGAUCGGAAUCAAGAUAGGCAGAUCCUGAGUUUUCCGAGUUCCAGAAGUCACAAAAAGUUUGUGUACUCCUUAAAGGAGAAUACACACAAGAACAACCUCGUUGAGUAUCCAACCUAGAUGGUUAAGAUUUCAAGCACUUAUUAUCUGCCAGACGAAUUAGUCAUGCGAAGACAUCAAACUGAGGUCAAUAUCGUCACCAGCAAAUAAGCUACAAUCACUGAAGUGGCUGUUCAAGAACCCACAAUGAAACAGUGCUUCAAUUGCAUCCAAAGACAGAGUUGUGUAGUCUGUAUGCCAUGCGGUCAUGGGGGCAUGUGUUGUAACUGUGCCAUGCAGUGGUUUGAAUAAAACAAAGAGUGUCCCAUUUGCAGAAGUGUAAUUGAUGAUCAUUUAUAUGAACUAGCUUAUCAAGGCUAUACUUCAGAUAGUGCAGAUUGACGAGCAAACAGUUAAGGUAGUGGAAAUUAUUGCAUAAAACUGA
This is a messenger RNA of Paramecium octaurelia, 1456 nucleotides long. The record is from the annotation of a GenBank genome assembly. Lineage: Eukaryota; Ciliophora; Oligohymenophorea; Peniculida; Parameciidae.